CUCGCUGAGAAUGCAAAGCGCGACGGCGUCGUCGUCACCGCGUCUGGCCUGCAGUACCGGGUGGUGGCGUCCGGCCCACCGGAGAGUCCGCACCCGCUCGUCUCGUCGGCGUGCGUCUGCCACUACCGCGGCAGCCUGGUCGACGGCACCGAGUUCGACUCGUCACACUCGAGGGGCGAGCCGGCUGUGUUUGCGCCGCAGCAGGUGAUCGGCGGGUGGACCGAGGCGCUGCAGCUGAUGCGUGCGGGCGACAAGUGGGAGCUCGCCAUUCCUCCGGAGCUCGGCUACGGCGCGUACGGCAUGCCUCCGCGCAUCCCUCCCGACGCGGUGCUGCUGUUUGAGCUCGAGCUGCUCGAGGUC
This is a messenger RNA of Emiliania huxleyi CCMP1516, 360 nucleotides long. RefSeq names its product FKBP-type peptidyl-prolyl cis-trans isomerase. Gene Ontology annotation, cellular component: cytoplasm. The record is from RefSeq and is a predicted model, not a curated record. The annotation marks the transcript as partial. Gene Ontology annotation, molecular function: peptidyl-prolyl cis-trans isomerase activity. Lineage: Eukaryota; Haptophyta; Isochrysidales; Noelaerhabdaceae. Gene Ontology annotation, biological process: protein peptidyl-prolyl isomerization. The transcript has a single exon.